Messenger RNA from Fusarium verticillioides 7600, 4414 nucleotides. RefSeq lists its product as hypothetical. The transcript has 4 exons. Gene Ontology annotation, biological process: positive regulation of transcription by RNA polymerase II. Gene Ontology annotation, molecular function: transcription cis-regulatory region binding; DNA-binding transcription factor activity, RNA polymerase II-specific; zinc ion binding. Gene Ontology annotation, cellular component: nucleus. Bases 1438 to 3243 code for a protein of 601 amino acids. NCBI's taxonomy places the organism in Eukaryota, Fungi, Ascomycota, Sordariomycetes, Hypocreales, Nectriaceae. The record is from RefSeq and is a predicted model, not a curated record.
GCGUGGGGAGAACCCGAAAGAGCACUACGCUCAGUUAUUGACGCCCAGUCGUACUGGACUGUGUAUUUUGGUGUUGGAAUCUUACAGGUUCGGAGGGGCAAGAAUUUUGGAAGGCUGGUUGCUUUGGUACUGGAGAGUGUCCAUGCUGUAUCAUUGCGUGGGAAAAUAAUUCUGGCCCAUUGCACUGGCACUGCUCAAUAUUUUCGGACUGAACAGCACAACAACGCAGUUGCUUAUUGAAUUGCAAUGUAACGAACAAACACUUUCACUAUUGGUGAACAUUGUCGACAUUCUUUGGGGAAUUGCGAACAGCCCUCCCCCAAAGACGUGUUCGUCUCGGCUUGUUCUCUUCGCAACCAGACGAUGGAGGCGGUACCCAAUUGUGCAAAUCAACGAUGCCCUUCUUUCCUUCUUCUCUGCUAAUAGCAUAACAUCAUGUCCUAGAGCUAUCUAACCUCGUGGCAAACCUUUCCUCGUCGUAUGAUCCGAGAGACAGAAGAUAUUCGAAAGGCGCACACAACGAACCGAGCGAGUCAAGAAUACUUUGAACCCUGAGCACCCAGACAGUGGUCGUUGAUGCCAUCAAGAUCACACUACAAGACCGAAGACCGAGAACUGCCAAGCACCGAGCUGCGCAUAUACGAAUAGGGGUAUGUCGAAAAGCGCGAGUUUUCGCUCCCACGUUACAUUCGACCGAACUCCAUCCUCUCUAGACAUGACACCUACUUACAUGUGAAAACGAACCAUUGGUUCUUGUUAAGACAGAGGAAAGAAUUUCAGCAGUCGUGAUCGGGCAACUCAAUACCCCUUUACUGCGAGAGCCAGCGUAACCUGUUUUCGUUGCAAGUUCGCCGAACCGAAUGAGUCAACGAGCAAAACUCAACGAAACUUUUACGUGAGGUUAUCCGGGAAUAAAUAGUCUUUAUCACUGGUUGAUUGCAGUUGGUCGUCAGGUGGCGGUUAUUUCCGAGCAGUCGGGAUGAUCCAUUGAAAAAGGUUACCAGGUACCUAGUAUUCUAGAUCUGCUGAGAUUACCGGCAUGCGGCAGUGUCAAGAGAUGGUGUCUGACGAGUUGGGGAGAUGGCCAAAAAGUUGCAAAACAACUGCCGUAUCCGGCCUAGUCGCUAUCCCCGCCCGGGUCCGGCCAUAGGUGAGACGCGAGGACGGUUGAGCAAGAGGUAGAAACUUAGACUGUACAAUAAGAGAUUCUUUCCAAAUAUUGCCUACUACAGAACGCAAUUGCCUGCAAUCAUCAUUCGAUUUAACCUUGAUCUGUAAUUGUGGCUCUUGCUUCUACGCCGCACUCCCAGAAGCGGAAGUCUGCCUCACUCUUAUACGUUGAUCGGCUGAACCCUUGUCCUGGCCUUUCAUUCCUACCUGCACUGUUGACUGACUGACUGACUUUCUUUUUCCCUACGUAUAUACGCGGAGUACCCCAUGGCUCCAGGAAGUAAAAAGAAGGGGAAAAAAGUACCUUCUGGACCUGUUGCCGAUAAGCCUUGUCAUAACUGUCGACGUCGAAGACUUCGCUGUGAUCGUCAACUCCCCCACUGCGCAAAGUGCGACGCAAAAGGCGUUGAGUGUCUGGGCUAUUCUCAGAUCUUUCAGUGGACGGGUGCUGUUGCUUCAAGGGGAAGACUCGCUGGCCAGCAGUCCAGCGCUGCCUUGUACUCCCCAGCACGUCCUUCUACUGCCCGCUCAAGAGCGUCGUUAUCUUCUGUUUCUUCCCUCUCGUCAAAUUCACCUGCAUCUACUUCAUCCGCAUCAUCCGUCGCUUCGCCAUCCGUUCCCUCGUCCUCACCCGCCUUUAUUGCCCCAAGCCUUUCUCAAGUUGAGGAGGUUACAGAAACGUCAGAAGCCGAGUCUGGAACGGAAAUAGAUCUGUUCAUUGACAUCGAUAACAACGUCGACGAUGAGAACGACGAUGAAGAUGAUGCUGCGACCCCCCUAGCGAGUCGUGAUACACAACUCGUCUGUACCACCAUCCACAACCAGAACCAUCCCCUGGCAUCGGAAACGUCGACUCCGUGGGUGCUCGUCGAUCCCUUGUACCAAGACAUUACGAGCAACCACAGACAGUAUCUCGCUUAUUUUGAUGCGCGGCUCAGUCGAGAUUUUGUAGCCUACGACGUGCCCGACAACCCCUUUCGAAAUCUACUCAAAUUCACUCAGGCCCACCCUCUGCUACGUCAGGUCAUAAUCGCCGCCUCGGCAACGCACAUGUACAACCGCUCUCGCCCGUGGCUGUCCUCGGACUCGCUAGAAAGAGGUCUUGGCCCGAGGAAUCUGCUCAUGGAUGCUCUCGAGGCUAAGCAUCAGGUAUUGCGCAUGUUGCCGUCUGCCCUGCAGAGUAUUGAGUCAAUCGGGGGUGACAUUGUUCUGGCCGCGAUUCUCUUCCUGAUCAAUGUAGAGCUGAUAGAGUCUGGUAAACAUAAUUGGAAGGCUCACUUUGAUGGCGCUGGGAAGAUCAUGAAAUUGCUUGGGCCUGUUUCUGAUGUGGACGAGAGCUUGAGGGACUACAUUGUAUCCGACUGCUUCAUAUAUUACAUUCUGGAGUCAACGUUUCGGCCAACAGAUUCGGGCUCACACUCAUAUUUUGAAUCAUGUCAAGCGCUACAGAUACUGGGCAAAACCACGAAUAGCUACUACUGUUGCCCACCGCAACUCCUCGAAAUUAUGCUAAUAGCAGCUCGACUUUCUAACACAAAACCGGACGAUAUGGUCUCGGCUGACAUGGUCACUGCCGCUGGAGCAGCAUUACUAGACCGUGCUAGGAAUUUCGACGUUAUACCGUGGGCGCAAGAUAUCGACCUCAGCACCAUCCCCCCUACCGAGCAAGAUCCAGUGUUAAGUCGAUUUAGAGUCGCAACAUCCCAUCGUCUCGCCAUCUGUCUCUACAUUCUUCAUGCGAUACCCACGGUGGGAGCUUGGGUCGGUGAAGAUCUCGCAGACACAAUAUUUUCCGAACUACAUCAAGUGCUGAGCAUUAUUCCCGACGACGAUACGAACUUCAAGGCUACGACAUGGGUUACGUUUGUGUUUGGCGCGUGUGCCAGGACACCAGAGAUGAAGGACUGGGUUACUGUUCAGAUCAAGAAGCUUAUGCUUGAGUCACCUUGGGGAUUCUUAUAUGCAGCGCGAGAUGCUCUGCAGAUGUUAUGGAGCGUUCAGGCUGAAGGGAUGCCGAUGACGAGCUGGGUUCAGACGUUGAGGGAUCUACAUAUGGACUUUUUGAUUGUUUGAAGACAGGGUAUUCGUCAACAGCACCGUUAGGGAAGAACUCGAAGGCCUGAUUAGCAAGGGGUUGGAAAGCCACUGGAAACCCUUGUUCUCCCGUGUUUGACAUAUAUUUGACGUUUUUCCACGAUCCGGGUCUGGCGUUCAUUGGGGUUUUUCAACUGGGUAUACCAAGGUGGACGCCAACAGGGGCGGCUUAGGAUCCAGGAGUAUAUUUGGUAUGGGACUCAGCAGACUGAGCACUGGAUGAUUAUCUACGGCGCUAUGAUCUACGAUUUAUACUCUUCCAUUGUACUAGCGUACGCUUCCAGAAGCGACAUGAUUCCUUUGCAACUGUUUUCACUGACAAGUUAUGUUCACGUCUACCGGCCCCUUACUCAGCUCCCCUAACAGCAGCUUUCCAGCCGAUGAGCCUCCUCCAAUGCAUUUUCUCAGCCCCAACAAGGCCUAUCAGACCCCCGCCAUUGCAAGAUGCCUAUUUUCGGAACUCUGGGGUUUAUUAACCACGGUCAGCUCGAGGUUGCACACUCCCCUCGACCGAGUAUGUCGCACAGUCCCCACCUUGACCGCCCCUGACUGACGGCUUUCGGAGAACAUGUGCCCCGGAGAGAUGGGCUGAAACAACUGUGCCAGGUGCUUCUUUGCUGGGGGCACGCCUUGUAGUUUCGGACGGUCACAUUGUUGCGCGGACGGGCAGACGUCGGAUGGCUUCCGGUUCCCGCUGGUGAUGGCACGAGGGUUUAAUAUGAAGUUUUAAGGUUAUUGGGUUUGUUGGGACGACAUGUUUGUGCCGGAGACUGGGCACUGAACGAAAUGGAGUGACAGGACGGAGGAUUUUGCAACCGUGCUUCAUCCAAAAGCCGAGAAGAGCCUUGUCUAUCCUGUCUUAUUGUUGUAGGAUGGUGAGACUUGGUCAAGCAGAAUGUGUUUCUGGAUAAUUCAAGGCCAAAAGUCCGAAGCAAACGUCUAUUAAUUCUCUCCAAUGGCCGGAUACUCGGUAUCUGUAUGCAUCUGACAGAGGCAUCGCAGGUGAAGGAUAAAGUGGUGAGUAAUAAUGUAUCAAAUUUGACACUGGCUCUACCAGGUCCUAUAUCUAGAUAGUUGAAAGCUAUGGAUUUGUUUAUGAAAGAUUCCUUCCCGUAAAAGCAUCGCCAUAGAACAAAACAUUUACUCCCCU